Molecule: messenger RNA, 859 nt
Organism: Gastrolobium bilobum
Lineage: Eukaryota; Viridiplantae; Streptophyta; Magnoliopsida; Fabales; Fabaceae
Exons: 3
Coding region: 179-718 (179 amino acids)
Biological process (GO): tRNA wobble uridine modification; protein histidyl modification to diphthamide
Cellular component (GO): cytosol; nucleus
Molecular function (GO): metal ion binding
Source: RefSeq, a predicted model, not a curated record
CUCUCGCGCUGGAGGCUGCUGGUCUGGUCCUUCUCUUCUUCGUCGUCGGUCGUCGGUCGUCGCCGGUCGUCGUCGACAUCUCCGGUCGUUGGUCGUCGUCUACAUCCGAAUUACAAGAUGGAUCAUUCGAGUUCUGCCUCUGCCAGUGCCAACAACCUUCUACAAGCAGCAUCCAACAAUGCUUCUGGACAAGAAUGCCAUUCAGGAAACCCAUUAUGAGGUUCUCAAUGUCAAGGAAGAUGCAAGUUAUGAAGAAAUUCGUGCUAGUUACCGUAAUGCUGUACUCAGUUUACAUCCUGAUAAACUAUUGAAGACAUCCGAGACAUCAUCCAGCAGUAAUCAAACAAAUGGAGAGAGGUUUCUCAAAGUACAAAAGGCAUGGGAAGUUCUAAGCAAUUCAAGCUCUCGGUUAUUGUAUGAUAAUGAACUGCGAAGUUCGAGGCGGGAUGUACUGGCUGCUGAAGUUGCAGAAGAUGUAAGCUUGCAGGAUAUGAUAGCUGAAGAUGCUGGAGAUGCAUUGGAACUGUUUUAUCAGUGCCGAUGUGGUGAUUACUUCUCUGUCGACUCCUUGGAAUUGCAGAAAAUGGGAUAUUCUUUGUUGAAGGAAGGAAAUAGGCUAUCUAUACUCAGCAUUGAUACUUUAUCAGGAUCAGUUAUUCUUCCCUGCGGAUCUUGUUCGUUAAAAGCUCGUCUGGUAAUCAGUAUUGUUGACAAUUGAAAUUAUUAACAUUUUUAGUAUGGACUAUGACCCAUUGAAAUUAUUACAUUUUUUAUGAAGAUAGCAAACUAAUGAUAGCUGCCUAUCAUUGGAAAAAAAAUUUGGGGGCAGAAAUCCAAAAGUGUUCAGUGCCGAAUUCUU